UAGUGGCUAUUUUUUUGUACACCAAGGUGACAGUUCCAACUCGGAGUGCAUUCAAGCGUGUCAUAGAAAAAAGAUCUGCAAAUAUGAACGGUCUGAUUAAUGGUUGCCAAUGUUAAUAAAAUGCUAAUUUAGCUAUUGAAACAUUAAGUCUAACUUCUGACUUACGAUGCCUGGAUGUUUCAUUUAUAUUUGGCUGUGUUUCUUUACUGUGUUUGUGAGAGAAACUGAAGUCAAAGAAGUGCAGAUGGGUUUAUACAGUCGUGUUGAGCUGACUGGAGAGGAACUUGAUCAACAAACUGUUGAUUCUCUGCGCUCGGUGGAAUGGACCAAACGAAUUGGAUCAGUAACAUGUCUAUGUUUUAAGAAAAACACCACAUUCAGUGCUGAAUACAGUCAAUGCUGUGGAAGAGCUCAUUUCUAUUUAAACAAUAACAGCCUCAUUCUGGAGAACGUGACGGCAAAGGAUGAAGGAGUUUACACUGAAACAAUAAUUAGAGGAAAAGGCACUACAAAAUCUCAAAACUUCACAUUAUUAAUUCAGUACCCUCCAAGUGUAACAGAAAUUGUGGUCUCCUGGACCUCCAACACAUCUGUGACUCUCAAAUGUGAAGUGAGCGGCGUCUUUCUGCAUCUGAUGUGGAAGAGAGAAGGAUUGCCUGUUCUAGAGAAACACAGACACUCAUUCAGUGAGAGGAACCAGACUCUACACAUCAGCAACAUAACCAGCUCUGAUUAUGAGACAUACAGCUGUAUUGCUUCAAAUGAAUAUGGAGAAUCAGAACAACACACAUAUAUUACAGGUGAGAACUCAACUGUUAACCGAGGAAAUAGCGCUGCUGGUAAAACUCAGACUGAUCAGAUCGUGCUUUCAAGUGGACUUGCACUCGCAGGAGUUUUAGGACUGUGCAUCAUGUUCUUCUGCCUUUACAAAAACCAUCAGAGGCAAAGAGCUGAAAAUGGCAGAACUACAAAUGAAGGGGGUGCAGACAAUGACCUUGUUAUUUAUCAGGACGUACCUGCCACUGAAGAGGUGACUCCUUUACCGUACGUCUACACAGACUUCAUUAAGCCGAAAGAGAGCGGUCAGGCCUCAGCUGCAGCGCAACACUUUGAGGACUUUGGUUACUCUGAGGUCGGACCCACAUGCAGGGGAGAAACAGUCGUUCUAGAUGAAUGUGUGUCUAGUGAACAGUCCACAGCGUGUCCUGAUGCUGAAGAGGAAUAACAACUGAUAUAAGAGACUACCAAACAUGCUGAAAUGAAAACAGCGAAUACACACACUUUCAUGUUCAUGAAUCUGGUGCAGUCAAACAAAUGCAACAAGUUUAUAAGCAGCGGGUGAAGAAAAACGUUAGGUCCUGAUCAACCACUAGAGGGAAGCAAAAACAGCUGAAAACAAACUUUCAGUAAAAGGUGCAAAGCUGUCACUGGAGUGGCUUCCAUUUACAGAAGUUAAAAGGUACAACAAUGUAGCUUACCUUAUUUACACCUAAAUGGUGCGUAAUAAUAGAUUACAUGUACAUGAUAGUAUUCGAAAAGUACAUAUUAGUACCUAAAGUGUACAUAUUAAUAACUUUUUAUUGGGCAUCGCAUCUAACAGGUUUUUGUUUUACCUUUCUUUUUUCCCCGAGACUGAAGCAGCUCUACCAGUUUUAACCAUGAUGGUUCUAAAUUAUUACAAAGACACAGCAACAACAUUGUUAAUGGACAAAUCAUCUUAAAAAUAGUUUCAUGAUUACAGUUACAUUCAGUAGGCUAAGCAUCAUUCUGAAAUAUAGCAGUGUUUCCUCUCUUGCGCUUGGCACUGGAUCAUGCACAGCAUGAACACCAUUAUACAGACUUGAUAAGUACAUA
Carassius gibelio (silver crucian carp) is the source of this 1854-nucleotide messenger RNA. Its product is annotated as fibroblast growth factor receptor 1. Bases 167 to 1225 code for a protein of 352 amino acids. Lineage: Eukaryota; Metazoa; Chordata; Actinopteri; Cypriniformes; Cyprinidae. The transcript is spliced from 7 exons. The record is from RefSeq and is a predicted model, not a curated record.